Brachypodium distachyon (stiff brome) is the source of this 1750-nucleotide messenger RNA. Its product is annotated as probable magnesium transporter NIPA6. Gene Ontology annotation, cellular component: membrane. Gene Ontology annotation, molecular function: magnesium ion transmembrane transporter activity. The transcript is spliced from 9 exons. Gene Ontology annotation, biological process: magnesium ion transport. Lineage: Eukaryota; Viridiplantae; Streptophyta; Magnoliopsida; Poales; Poaceae. The record is from RefSeq and is a predicted model, not a curated record. Bases 353 to 1384 code for a protein of 343 amino acids.
GCCUCUCGCUUUCUCCUUCCCCGAGGAGAGGAGAAGAACAAGGAGGAGAAGGAGAAGGAGCAGCGAACCAACCAAACCAACUACCGGCCGGCCGGCAGCCGGCGGAAACCACGCGGGUAAUACCCCAUCCAUCCAGCAGCGACGAGAAGGAAGAGCGCAGGAAGGAACGAGAGGGAGGUGCGGCGCGGCGGCGCCACCAUUUCGUUCGCGCGUGUGCCCUUGCUCGCUCCCCUUCUGAGUCGCGGCGGCGGGCGGGGCGUGUGGCCUGGUUGACGUUUCUGGGGGUUGGUUUGCUAGCUGACUCCGAUCGAUCCGACUCCUUGCUCGCCGUGGCGGCCGGCGGCCAGUCGGGAUGGGGGCGUCGGACAACACCAAGGGGCUGGCGCUGGCGGUGGCGUCCAGCGCCUUCAUCGGCGCCAGCUUCAUCCUCAAGAAGAUCGGCCUCAUGCGCGCCGGCAAGUGCGGCGUCCGCGCAGGUGGUGGAGGUUACACCUAUCUUUUGGAGCCUCUCUGGUGGGCUGGUUUAAUCACAAUGCUGCUUGGGGAGGUCGCCAACUUUGUUGCUUACGUUUUUGCACCAGCUGUACUUGUGACUCCUCUUGGAGCACUAAGCAUAAUCGUGAGUUCAGUGUUAGCACACUUUGUGCUGAAGGAGCGGCUUGACAAGCUUGGGAUUCUUGGUUGUAUAUCGUGCAUAGUAGGCUCAGUUGUUGUUGUUAUACAUGCUCCUCAUGAGCACAUGCCUAAUUCUGUAGAAGAAAUCUGGGACCUAGCUACUCAACCUGGAUUUCUAACCUAUGCAGUAACGACAUUGAUAAUCUUGGUGGUGUUAGUAGUGUUCUUUGAACGUCGAUAUGGUCAGAAGAAUAUCCUGAUAUAUCUGGGUAUCUGUUCUUCAAUGGGAUCACUAACAGUCGUUAGCAUCAAAGCCGUUGGUGUCGCCAUAAAGCUUACACUGGAUGGAAUGAAUCAACUUACUUAUCCACACACAUGGCUUUUUAUUAUGGUCGCAGUUAUCUGUGGGAUUUCUCAGCUAAAUUACCUCAACAAGGCACUGGAUUGCUUUGAGUUAGCUAUUGUCUCUCCGGUUUAUUAUGUAAUGUUCACCACCCUUACAAUAGUGGCGAGUGGAAUUAUGUUCAAGGAUGGCGAUGGUCAAAGCUUAAGCAGUAUUGCUUCUGAAUGUUGCGGCUUAAUAACAAUCCUUUCUGGAACAAUUUUGUUGCACGUAGCAAAGGAGAAAGAAUCUGCCAGUUCUGCAGUAUCAGCUUGGCCAUUGGAUGGAGGAAUAUCUUGGUAUAUCAGUGUAGGCAGCGAUAAUCUACUGAGGAAUGUCGAAGACGACUACUUUGCAGCUCCGCGGAAUUCGCCUGCCACACCUUGAUCGUACAUACGGGGAUUAAUUCCUCUACUUUCACCAUAGAAGAAAUCUGUAGACAUUUGUAAAAAAAUCAAACAUGUGCAUUGCAACGGAGUCCUGGCAAUGCCAACACUGUGGCAAUUUUGUUUGAGAAGAUGGAGAUUUUGUCGGCCAUUCUUUCGAUGUAGAUAGGAACUUGUAGAUUUCCAGAACCAUUUGACACUAGGAACCAGAUAGUCAUUGCUACCCAAUUCCAAACUGUAACUUGGAUUUUGGCGACCAUUGAGCACAUGAAUGUUGUGUGCAUCGUGUAAAAUUUCCUCCUUUGAUUCUCCAGAGUAAUUGAGACAUCAAUGUAUGGUUUCAUUCUGAAUGUUGCAUGAUAGUAUU